AUCAUGAUGGAGGACCUGCUCAAAGAUUAUUUUCAUGCUUUCAUUACUCAAAAAAAAACCACCCAUAUGCUUUCUAAGAUUUCAUCUCAUUCAACUGUAAAUGUCAUUAAUAACUGGCACUGACACAAGGUGUGUUUAUAACAGUGGUGUGUUUAUAACAGUGGUGUUUAUUGAAAAUUCUGUUCAUCUGUCACUUCAUGACAUUGUUGAAAAAAAGGUGAUUCUCAAAGUGUCUGACUUUUAUCUGGAGUUUAUGGAACCAUGGUUACUUAAAUAACGACUGUUUUCUUUUUUCUAGUUUCAGAGUGAUUUUACAAAUUUACUAAUGGCUCAGAAAGUUCAUGUGGAGCCUUACCACGUUUUUGGUUUGUGCCGGGAAACGAGAAACAACUUGCUUUUUUUGGACGAACACACCAUCAUUUUCCCAAGCGGAAACAAUUGCGUGCUCUCCGACAUCCAUCAGCGAUGGACCAAGUUCAUUCCAGGUGCAAUGCCAUGCCGGCAGGGGGAACAGGGCAUACAGGCGCUGGCUCUUAGCCCCGACCGGUGCUACCUGGCUGUGUCAGAGCUCAGAGAACAGCGUACCAUCACCAUCUAUGACAUACAGAGCGAGCAGCGCUCCAAGAGACAGGUACUGACAGGCGGCAGCAAUGGUGUCCAUGAAUUCGUCUGUAUGGCUUUUUCUGCAGACUCCAAAUACCUGCUGGGCCAGUCUGGAGGACUCGAUUGGACCCUCUUCUACUGGGAGUGGGAAACGAAUACGGCCAUUGCCAUGGUGCAGACCACAAAGCUUGGCUUUGUCAGUCAGGUAAGCUUUAAUCCGAAGGACAACACACAGAUUUGUGUGAGUGGAAAUUGCGUCUUCAAGAUGUUCAAAUUAGAGAACAACGUCCUGAAUCAGACCAGCUCGUCUGAGAUGGACCAAGAAAACUUCAUGUCCCAUGCGUGGAUGUCUGAGGACUGCAUCGUCUCAGGGACAGAAACAGGAAAACUGCUCAUGUUGACAGCUGGACAAUGGCAGAACUUGGGGAGGGCUUCUGAGAGGUGCAUCACUGCCAUCGCGCCGUUCUCUAAAGGUUUUGCCUGUGCAGCUGCGCCAGGGCUAGUUUGCCUUUAUGAGAAAAUAGAGGAGUACAGCUACAGGAAGACCUCAGAAAUAAGAAUUCCUCAGGACCCCUGCAGCAGUCAGCCGAGUCAGUCGGAGCAGCAGGAGAUCACAACAAUAUGCCUGAGUCCAUCAGAGGAGAUGCUGGCCGUAAGCACACGCCAAGGACAAAUCUACCACGUCAGCCUCACCUCGCCCGAGAUUAGCCAGGGUAAGCAGGCCAACUUUGAGUUCCUGUUUCACUCUGUUCACUUGGGGAGUAUCACCGGUCUGUCCACCUGCUCCUCCAAACCCCUCUUCGCCACCUGCUCCAAAGACCUCUCCGUGCGCAUCUGGAACUACAAGACCAAGUCUCUGGAGCUGCGUAAGGAGUUUCUUGAAGAGCCGAACUUUAUCUCAUUGCACCCAAAUGGCCUCUCCAUCCUGGUGGGCUUCCCUGAUAAAGUCUGCCUCAUGAAUGUGUUGGUUGAUGAAUUCCGCACUGUCCAGGAGUUCAACAUACACAACUGCAGUGAGUGUGUUUUCAACCAUGAUGGUAACGUGUUCGCCGCCGUCAGUGACAAACUGAUAAACAUCUGCAACAUCAGAACGGGAGAAAAAGUGCACCUGAAUGGCCACAUUAACAAGGUGCAGUCAGUGAUGUGGAGCAAAGAUGACCGUUGUCUGGUGUCAUGUGGUAUGGACGGCGCUGUAUAUAAAUGGGACGCUCUGACGGGCGCCUGUGAGUCCUCUAAGAACUUGGAGAAAUCAUGUAUCUAUAUGGAUGCGAUGUUCUCGCCCGACACUGGGAGCGUCCUUGCUGUAGGCAACAAUUUCACACUGAAUGAGCUCCGAGAUGGAAAGAUCCUAAGGGAAAUGUCCUCCGAUGGCGUGGCCUACACAGCCAUCUCCAUGACUCAUUCCUGUAAAGCACUCUUUGUUGGAACUGCCGUUGGUACUGUUCGAGUCAUGCAGUACCCGUUAGAAGAGGAGAAAUCCUGGACAGAGUAUCAGGCGCAUUCUGGUCCCAUCACCAAAAUGGUCGUCACGCCUGGUGAUCAGUAUCUUCUGACGGCCUCAGAGGACGGCUCCCUCCUCAUCUGGGCGAUCACUGACCAGGAGGGACGAACGCUGGAUUUGGUAAAAGAGACAGAUUACACCGAGGAGGUCAUCUGUACAAAGGCCUAUCUGGAGGAAAAGGACCAGAGAAUACAAGAGGCUUAUGCACAGGUGAAGUUGCUGAAGGAGGAUCAGGAGCGCAAGAUAAAUCAGAAUCAGAUGGACUAUGAGAAGAAGAUUAAUAAAGUCGAGCAGAAUUUCCUCCAGCAGAUUGAGGCUCUGAACAGCCUGAUCGAGGUGCUGAAUACUGAGAAGGAGGAACUGAUUUUCUUUAAGGAAAAGGCCCUGUCUGAGAUGAUGAAAAAACAUACCACAGAGCUGAAGGAUCUGGAUCAUAAGCACGAAGGUCAGUUGUUUAAAGCUUUCCGGAAACAUGAUGAGUUGAAGAAGAGACUUCAGGCCAUGGAGCAGAACCAUGAGGAGAAACUGCGUGAGCACGAGGACAACCGUUUCUAUACCAUGAUGGACAUGAAACGGGCCUAUGAUGACAAGCUGAAGGAUCGAGAGAACAGGUUGCAGCAGGCUGAGGACAGGCUGAAGGAACUGCAGGAGAAAGUUGACUCUGAGUUCAAAAAUGUCUUCCUCCAAUAUGAUCUGGAACUCGAGAAGGAGAAGGAGACCAGCAUGAAGCUGGAAUAUGAAUUGGAGAAUCAGAUGAUGCAGUUCUGCAAAAUAACAGAAGAGAUACAGGACCAGUGGCUUGGGAUCAGUCAGCUCCAGAUUAAGGUAGAGGAGAUUAACAGCAAGAACAAGGAGACAAAUCAGAAACUGGAACAGUCUCUGAAAAUACAGGAACAAGAGCUGUGCACAGAGAGGAAGAGGGCCACAAACAUGAACACUCUGGUGCAGAGGAUGAAGGCUGACAUCCAAAACUGCUCAAGCUUCAUCAAUCAGCCGUUCCUCCUGAAGGAUAACUUCACAAGACUCUACAAGACCUACAUCCAUGAAGCAGAUGUGGGAGUUGCAGUGAAGGCUGAGGUCGUACAAGAGCACACCAGGCAGAGGGAGCUCCUGCAGAAGACGGUGGUAUCUCAGAAGAAAAGCCAGGCUAUGGAUGGCAAAAUUCAGCCAACAGAUUACUCCAAGAUCCUGAAGGAAGAGGUGCUGCAGGAGGUGAAGUCUGCUGAAACUGAAAUCGAGCAACUGCAGAACAAGACUCGAGAGAAAAAACAGAUAUGUAAAUAUCUUGAGGCUGAGGUGGAGGAGAUCAACAGCAGGAACAAAACCAUGCAAGAACUGACACAGAAGCUGAACAUGAAGGAAACUGCACUGUGUACAGAGAGGCAGAGGGUCAGAAACCUGAACACUCUGGUGCAGAGGAUGAAGACCGACAUCCAAAACUGCUUAGGCUUCAUCCAGCAGCCGAGCCUGCUGAAGGAGAACUUCCUAAAACUCUACCAAAGCUACAUCCAUGAAGCAGAUGUCAGAGUUGGAGUGAAGGCUGAGGUCGUGCAAGAGCACACCAGGCAAAGGGAGCUCCUGCAGAAGACGGUGGUAUCUCAGAAGAAAAACCAGGUUAUGGAGGUCAAAACUCAGCCAGCAGAUUGCUCCAAGAUCCUGAAGAAGAGUACGAUGCCUGCUGAAGAGCGUAUCCAGGAGAGAGCAAAGAACUCCCAACACCGAACAGAGAUCAACAUCCCUAAGAAGAUUGUGACUGCCCCAUUUCUCAGCAUAGUAUCCUCAAAGGAUUCACAGCCGAAUUCUACAAAAUGGCCCGUGACCCAAGAAUCCCCCAAAAUACAGAGGCUAAAGAUAGACAUCCAGGAUAUGGGACAAGUCCAAGCUGCAUGUCAGAGCUCAUUAGGAAGUUUGAAACUUCCAGCAAUUAACACUAAGAUCAUCGAAUGAUCACUAGGGAGGUGUCGAAUACUUGGAUAUAGGAUGUAGUGUGUGGACGUUUGCAUGCCGAGACCCGAACGCUGCUUCUUUUCUAUAAUCCUUGGUCAAGCAGAGGGGAAAUGAGGAAAUGAUUUUUUUUAUUUGAAAUAAAAGCUGAAAAUAAAAAUUAUAAUGAAUAAU
Messenger RNA from Ictalurus punctatus (channel catfish), 4222 nucleotides. Its product is annotated as cilia- and flagella-associated protein 57. The transcript has 25 exons. Gene Ontology annotation, molecular function: protein binding. The record is from RefSeq and is a predicted model, not a curated record. Lineage: Eukaryota; Metazoa; Chordata; Actinopteri; Siluriformes; Ictaluridae. Bases 326 to 4051 code for a protein of 1241 amino acids.